Tachyglossus aculeatus (Australian echidna) is the source of this 1493-nucleotide messenger RNA. RefSeq names its product nicotinamide riboside kinase 1 (gene NMRK1). NCBI's taxonomy places the organism in Eukaryota, Metazoa, Chordata, Mammalia, Monotremata, Tachyglossidae. The record is from RefSeq and is a predicted model, not a curated record. The coding region runs from base 136 to 726 and encodes 196 amino acids. Gene Ontology annotation, cellular component: cytoplasm. The transcript has 9 exons.
CGGUCGGCUCGCCCGCUCUACCUCUGCGGAGUCUGGGGGCAACGCGGCGGCAUUGGCCACUAUCCUUCAUCCCCCGGGGCCGCGGAAGAAAAGGGCGCCCAGAAAACAGAAAGAACUCUUAAUUCGAAAGCACAAAUGGUAAAAUCAUUGGUCAUUGGAAUCAGUGGUGUGACAAAUGGUGGGAAGACGACCUUGGCUAGAAACCUUCAAAGACAACUCCCGAACUGCAGUGUCAUCUCUCAGGAUGACUUCUUUAAGCCAGAAUCUGAGAUAGAGAUUGAUGAGAAUGGAUUUUUGCAGUAUGAUGUGCUUGAUGCUCUUAAUAUGGAAAAAAUGAUGUCCACUGUGCAUUCCUGGAUGAAGAAUUCCCAACAUGCUGUGGAGUCACGUGACUCUGAAAGUACUGAGGGAGUUUAUAUUUUGAUUAUUGAAGGUUUUCUUCUCUUUAAUUAUAAGCCCUUGGAUACUAUAUGGAAUAGAAGUUACUUUCUGACUAUUCCGUAUGAAGAAUGCAAGAGGAGAAGGAGUGCUAGAGUCUAUGUACCACCAGACCCACCGGGGUACUUUGAUGGACAUGUAUGGCCCAUGUACCAGAAAUACCGAAGAGAAAUUGAUGACAUUGCAUGGAACAUUGUUUAUUUAGAUGGUACCAAAUCCGAGAGAGACCUGCUUUUACAGGUGUAUGAUGAUCUAAUAAAGGAGCUGGUAAAGCCAAAGUUGUCUUGAGGGGUGGGCAAGCCUUCAUUUUCAAAAGUAACUUCGUAAAGAUGGAAUACAAUUGGAUUCUUCCCAGCCUGUAUUAGAAAAGUAUGGAGAUGUGAUUUAAUCAACUGUAGCCACUGCACUCUGCAAACUUUGAUCCUGCCAAACUAAUCAUCAUUAUGACCUUAAUGGUUCAUAUAUCUGUACAAUAUGCUAUUUGUCAUCCGUGUAAUCUCACUGGAUCACAGCUGUAUUCAUAAGAGACUUAUUCUCCCCAGUUUUGAAAGCAUGCAGUUCAACUCUGUGAUUUCAUAGAACAGAGAUAUUGUAAACACCUACUAAUCAUCUCUGUGGCUGGCGUUAUGAUAACUUUAUGCCACAUACCCGUGUAUUUGCCCUUUAAAAUAAGGGUGAAUUGGACAGAAUUGAAACGGUUUCAGGUAACCUCUUGCUGUACUUUGUUUGCUCAGAAUAGUAAUCCAGAAAGUGAUUUGGUGAUUGAUAUAUAUUUGUAUGUGUACACACACACACACACACACACACACACACACACUACCAUGAAUGCACUCUGAACUUGAAGUUUGAAGUCUCAGUUGGAGAUUAACUUUGAGGAUGCUGCUAGAAGUUUUUUGUUUUUUUUUAAACUACAUUCAAUGCAAUGCAGGGGUCCUACUGUAAUAGAAGCAAAUUUGUUGUAAUUCAUUUUGUUCAGCUCUUCAAUAAGAGUCCUGAAUAUCUGUGGCUUGACAUUUUCAGCCAAAAGCAAUAUUUUCCUCGAAUUAAUCAAUCAA